AGGUAAUUGAAACAAACCCUAAGCUCCUUUUAUCUCCGCUCUAAAGGUAGUCCCGAUUAUUGCUGACUUAAGCAUCGGAGUGUCUACCCCGAGUUCCAUCUCGGGGCUUUGCAAGUCAAUCCGAAGUGCAGACGCGGAUUGAAGAGGAACUUCUGGUCUGGUGCAAUUACAUUGGCGCUGUUUGUGGGAAACCAAACGGAAGGCUUCCUUGUUGCUCUUAUCAUGGUUAAUACUAGGUCAAUCCGAGCUGGAAACUCAUCUCAGCCUCUUGGACGAGGCCAGGUCCCUAGCAACCUCCCACCUCACCUCCCACCUCCAAUCCCGAAUACAUUCCCUCAUGUUGACCAUGCAGAAGGAGGAGAUGAAAACCAACCACACAAUUCAGCUCACAACUUAGCCUCUACUGCCAACCAAGACGUAGUUGCGGCUCAGCUCACUACCAUGCAACAACAGUUUGGUGUCUUUCAGCUAGUGUUGGCUCAGCUAUUAGCCCAGAACAAUCCUGGUGAUCCACUCAUCAACCUACUUAAUCCUGGUCCACAACCCCCAGCUCCACAACAAAACCCUGAACCAGUUCAGCGUGUUCCUGCUCUUAAUAGCCUGGAAAAGUUAGUAGUUGAGCAGAGGGGUGCCCCACCUCCACGUCAUGCCGCAAACUCCAUACCUCACCCAUUAAACACCAACAUCACAUUAGAACACUACCCUGCUGGCUUUAGAAUACCUCAACUUGAGACUUAUGAUCGGACGAAGGAUCCCAAUGAUCACCUGCAUGCUUUCUACUCUUGCAUGCAAGCCCAGAAUGCCUCUGAUGCGUUGAUGUGCAAAAUCUUUCCCUCUACUCUUCGAGGUAAUGCUCGAACCUGGUAUUACAGUUUACCUCCGAGGUCAAUCAGCUCUUACACAGAAAUGGCAUCUGCUUUCGCCACAAAGUUUUCUAAUAGAAGAUUCAAUGAUGCAGUACUGGAGGUUAGCUCUUUCGACCAGGCUAUGGGAAUUACAACUGUGAUCCCAAGUAUUAGCCAUGAGAGAUUCAGAGAUAGUUUGCUCAAACAUCCUACCACCACCAUCAGUAAGGUAAAUGAUAGAUCAUUGAAAUUCAUAACUACUGAAGAGUAUGCCUUGUCGCAGAAACCAGCCCCCUCGAAAAACCAAAACCCAAACUGGCGAGAUGAAAAUCUAAGCAAGAAAUGGAUGAGGAUAGCACAGAAUCGAGGUCCGAUGUCGACCUCCGCACUGAGAUUCGGAAGGCUGAACUCUACACCCCCACAACAGUCUGAAGAUAAGCCUCCAAUUAACUGGACUCCUUUUAAUUUGCCGAAGUCACAGAUUUUCAUGCAGAUCAAGAAUAAGAUGGAUUUAAGGCGUCCUAGCCCAAUGAGAACUACCACUACUAGCCGAGACCAUACCAGAUAUUGUGAUUUUCAUCAAGAUCACGGUCAUACAACAGAGCAAUGCAACAACUUGAGGUCCGAGCUGAAAAGUCUUGCCGAGAAGGGACUAUUGAAUGAGUACAUUCAGAGAACUGAACAACCAAGGUUUGUCAGAGAGCAAAGGCCACAGCCUCAAGGAGUCCGUAACCCACCAAACAAGCAAGGUGUGGGAUAUCAGCAAAUCCCACCUCCGCUCCCACCACCAGCUAGAAUCAUACACAUGAUCACAGAAGGCCUGGAAGUAGGUGGACUGAGCUCUAAACAGCGAAAGUUGUAUGUCAGAGAGGUUAAGCAUCAAAACCGAGCUAAGAAACGAAAGUUUGACGAUGCUAAGUGGAAGAAUCAACCCAUUACUUUCACAUCUACUGAUCUCGAUACAGUCGUCACACCUCACAAUAACCCUCUAGUCACUUUUGUCAUGAUUAACAGUUGUGAGGUGCAACGUGUCCUUGUUGACACAAGAAGUGCACCAAAUAUAAUGUACUUCCAUUGUUUUGAGAGUCUUGGGCUAGAUCCAGCUUUGUUGCAGAAGUAUGACGGUCCCAUCUACGAAUUCAACAACCAACCAGUUCCAGUUGAAGGAGUCCUAACCAUGAAUGUUGCAUUUGGAAAUAACAGAAAUUAUGUGACCCCUUCAGUCAGAUUUCUAUUCCCAACUCCUAUGGGAAUAGCAACACUGCAAGGCAACCAGGAGGUAGCUAGACAUUGCUAUAUCACCUCGGUAACACAACCUAGGAAAGGCAAAGAUCAAACACCUGAGGUCAUCCCCCAAAAAAUUCCUGAUAAUCAGCAAGUUAUGGACAUGCUAGGCAUUCCACCCUCGAUAUCCCAACAUAAGCUCAGCACCAAUCUGUUGAAGAAACCAGUGGCCCAAAAGCGACGUCUCCUUAGGGGGGAGAGGCUUCAGGCUAUAAAAGAAGAGGUAGAGAAACUUUUACAACCUGGUUUCGUCAAAAAAGUUGAGUACUGCGAAUGGGUGGCUAACCCAGUCCUAGUGAAGAAGGCAAACGCGGCUUUAGGCAACGAGAGAUUAAGUCUCUUGGAUGCAUAUUCCGGGUAUCACCAGGUGCCGAUGGCUCCAGAAGACGAAGAGAAAACCUCGUUCUAUGCUGGCGAUGAAAUCUAUUGCUAUGUCAUGAUGCCGUUUGGCUUAAAGAACGCAUGUGCUACUUAUCAGAAAAUGGUGACCAUCGUCUUUCGAGUUCAGAUCGGCAGGAAUCAGGAGGUGUAUGUCGAUGACAUCGUGGUAAAGAGCCUGAAGGCAGAAGACCAUCUAGCUGAUCUCGACGAAACUUUCAACAACCUCAGAAAGAACCGGAUGCGGUUAAACCCAGCCAAAUGCAUCUUCGGCAUGGAGUCUGGAAAGUUUUUAGGUUUCAUGGUGUCUCGAAAAGGGAUUGAGACCUUAUAUGUUGACGGGGCAUCUAGUAGCAAGGGUUCAGGAGUUGGCACUCUCUUGAUUGGUCUAGAUGGAUAUCGAAGCAAACAUGCCCUGAAAUUCAACUUUGAUGCAACAAACAACAUGGCUGAGUAUGAAGAUCUGCUACUUGGCCUACAACUAGCAUUGGAGUUGAAAAUCAGUGCGAUUCAAGUAUACAGUGACUCCCAGCUGGUGGUGAACCAAAUCAACUCAAUCUGCGAAGUCGUUGAUCCUGUGAUGGUAGAUUCACUCUCUAAAUUUGCCUCUAAUAGCUCUUUAAGUUCCAGAUCAGUUUUUGUGGGGGUCUUAGACGAACCAAGCUUCAUGAAGUCACGGAUAAUGGAGAUUAGCACAGACCCUGACACGCAAAGUUGGACUAACUCAAUUAUCUCCUUUUUGCGAGAUGGGAUAGUACCUGAGGACAGGCAGGAGGCAAUGAAGUUGAGGAAGAAAGCAUCUCGGUAUACACUCGUUGAUGGGGUCCUCUAUAAGAGAUCUUUCUCACUCCCUCUUCUACGAUGUUUAAACCCCUAUGAAGCUGAGUAUGCACUUUGGGAGGUGCAUGAAGGUGUCUGCGGGAGCCACGUUGGUCCUAGAACUCUGGCUCAUAAAGUCUUAAGGCAGGGAUAUUCCUGGCCAAACAUGUACAAAGAUGCCACUCGCUUUGUUCAGAAAUGUCCGAAAUGUCAAUUCUUUGCACAUCUGACUCACCAACCAGCAAAAGAGCUCACGAACUUGGUAGCACCGUGGCCAUUUGCUCAAUGGGGACUGGAUCUUUUAGGCCCGUUUGUGAAAGGGGUUGGUGGUGUAACCCAUCUGAUUGUUGGUGUGGAUUAUUUCACAAAGUGGGUUGAAGCUCGGCCGUUAUCUAAUCUUACCUCCAAGAAGGUCGAAGACUUUGUUUUCAACUCGAUCAUCUGCAGAUAUGGGAUCCCGAAUCAGAUUGUGGAUGAUAAUGGAACUCAGUUCAAUUGCUCCUCAUUCCAAGAUUUCUGUUUCAGCUAUGGGAUCAAAUUGCAAUUCACCUCCAUUUACCAUCCGGAGUCCAAUGGCAUGGUUGAAUAUGUUAACAAAUGCAUUUUAGAAGGUAUAAAGCCGAGGUUGGAACAACAUAAGGCCAAAUGGGCAGAUGAGCUCAACAACGUCCUCUGGGCAUACAGAACCACGAGCCGAACUGCCACAGUCAGAGAAGAAGCACGGCUUCGAACUCUUGUAUACAAGCAGAAACUAGCCAACUUCUACAAUAAACGAGUCUGCCCUCGAACAUUCAAAGUAGGAGACCUUGUUCUCAGAAAAGCUGGCCUAACAGGAUUUGAAACUCAUUUUGGCAAACUCGCCCCGAAUUGGGAAGGCCCUUAUACCGUGGCAGAGGUGCCACAUCAUGGUGCCUAUGUCCUCCAAGACGCUGAAGGAAAGAGAGUUCCUAAAGUCUGGAAUGUCAAUAACUUAAAGAAAUUUUACCCCUAAUACAAUUCUUUCAAGUGACCUAUGUCUUACUGUUCUUUACACUUCUUACUUCAUAGUUGUUGAGAUUCAUUUUACCUCUUAUUCUAUAUAUCUGAGAUCAAUCAGUUCAUUAAUUCCUUGAACCUCACUUCUGUUAAUAAAUGUCACUUCACAUA
Messenger RNA from Rubroshorea leprosula, 4472 nucleotides. Lineage: Eukaryota; Viridiplantae; Streptophyta; Magnoliopsida; Malvales; Dipterocarpaceae. The record is from the annotation of a GenBank genome assembly.